Molecule: messenger RNA, 3959 nt
Organism: Cercocebus atys (sooty mangabey)
Lineage: Eukaryota; Metazoa; Chordata; Mammalia; Primates; Cercopithecidae
Gene: ZNF74
Product: zinc finger protein 74
Exons: 5
Coding region: 436-2454 (672 amino acids)
Biological process (GO): regulation of transcription by RNA polymerase II
Molecular function (GO): DNA-binding transcription factor activity; RNA polymerase II cis-regulatory region sequence-specific DNA binding
Source: RefSeq, a predicted model, not a curated record
GAGUUCGGUUUGUCCACUUGCCGGUCCCUCAGACCGUCAGCGGUCUCUGUCCGCCUCGGGACCUAUCUGCUGGUCGCUCGGCGUCCGAUGGCUCCGGGCCGCGGAACCUUAGGCCUGGCCCUGGUCUCCGAGCGCGGGUUCGCCCGGAGGAGCGUGUGGCGGGGCUGUGCCGGGGCGUGUGUGAGCCGGGCAUGGGGCUGAGUCCGGUGUGGGGAGUGGGUGGGUAUCUGCGGAGCCGGCCUGAGCCCCGCCUCAGCCAGGCGCGGGGAGGGGGCUCCGUGCGUGUGAUCGUGCAGCUGUGAGCGCGUGGCCGCCCCGCGAGGCUCCGCUGCAGGCCCCUGAGCCCCAGGAGCAGGAAUCGCUCCUCUGGGCCUGCCCUGGGUCCUGGAAGGUACAGAGCUGCCCACUCCUCCCGGGGAGGCUGCCGUGGAGGCCAUGGAGAUCCCUGCCCCGGAGCCCGAGAAGACAGCUCUUUCCUCUCAGGAUCCUGCUGUUUCCCUGAAAGAGAAUCCCGAGGAUAUAUCGGGUUGGGGUCUUCCCGAAGCCAGGUCCAAGGAAUCGGUGAGUUUCAAGGAUGUGGCUGUGGACUUCACCCAGGAGGAGUGGGGUCAGCUAGACUCCCCUCAGAGGGCCUUGUACCGGGAUGUGAUGUUGGAGAACUACCAGAACCUUCUUGCCCUAGGACCUCCACUGCACAAGCCAGACGUGAUCUCCCAUCUGGAACGAGGCGAGGAGCCAUGGAGCAUGCAGAGGGAAGUCCCUGGAGGGCCCCGUCCAGAAUGGCAGCUGAAGGCGGUGCCCUCUCAACAGCAGGGUAUUUGCAAAGAAGAACCCGCCCAGGAGCCCAUCACGGAGCGGCCCUUGGGCGGGGCGCAGGCGUGGGGGCGCCAGGCCGGUGCUCUGCGGAGGAGUCAGGCUGCGCCCUGGGCGCCUGCACAUGCUAUCGUCUGGGACGUCCCUGUAGAGAAAUUCCCCCUUAGGUGUCCCCUCUUCGCCCAGCAACGCGUUCCCGAGGGGGGACGCUUGCUGGACACACGCAAGAACGUCCAGGCUACUGAGGGCAGAACCAACGCUCCUGCUAGACUGUGUGCGGGAGAAAACGCCCCUACGCCGAGUGAGUCGCACAAGUUCCCCCAGGCGCGCCGGCAGCGCGGGGCGGGCGCCGGGGAGGGCGAGUUCGUGUGCGGCGAAUGCGGGAAGGCGUUCCGCCAGAGCUCCUCCCUCACGCUGCACCGGCGCUGGCACAGCCGGGAGAAGGCUUACAAGUGCGAUGAGUGCGGCAAGGCCUUCACCUGGAGCACCAACCUCCUGGAGCACCGGCGCAUCCACACGGGCGAGAAGCCCUUCUUCUGCGGCGAGUGCGGGAAGGCCUUCAGCUGCCACUCGUCCCUCAACGUGCAUCAGCGCAUCCACACGGGCGAGCGGCCCUACAAGUGCAGCGCCUGCGAGAAGGCCUUCAGCUGCAGCUCGCUGCUCAGCAUGCACCUGCGGGUGCACACCGGCGAGAAGCCCUACCGGUGCGGCGAGUGCGGCAAGGCCUUCAACCAGCGUACGCACCUCACACGCCACCACCGCAUACACACGGGCGAGAAGCCCUACCAGUGCGGCUCCUGCGGCAAGGCCUUCACCUGCCACUCGUCCCUCACCGUGCACGAGAAGAUCCACAGCGGGGACAAGCCUUUCAAGUGCAGCGACUGCGAGAAGGCUUUCAACAGCCGCUCGCGCCUCACCCUCCACCAGAGGACGCACACGGGCGAGAAGCCCUUCAAGUGCGCCGACUGCGGAAAGGGCUUCAGCUGCCACGCGUACCUGCUCGUGCACAGGCGCAUCCACAGCGGCGAGAAGCCCUUCAAGUGCGCCGACUGCGGAAAGGGCUUCAGCUGCCACGCGUACCUGCUCGUGCACAGGCGCAUCCACAGCGGCGAGAAGCCCUUCAAGUGCAACGAGUGCGGCAAAGCCUUCAGCUCCCACGCCUACCUCAUCGUGCACCGGCGCAUCCACACAGGCGAGAAGCCCUUCGACUGCAGCCAGUGUUGGAAGGCCUUCAGCUGCCACUCGUCCCUCAUCGUGCACCAGCGCAUCCACACUGGUGAGAAGCCCUACAAGUGCGGCGAGUGUGGCAGAGCCUUCAGUCAGAACCACUGUCUCAUUAAACAUCAGAAAAUCCACUCCGGGGAGAAGUCGUUUAAGUGUGAGCAAUGUGGGGAGAUGUUCAACUGGAGCUCGCACCUCACUGAGCACCAGAGGCUGCACAGCCAGGGGAAGCCGUUGGCCAUCCAGUUCAACAAACACUUGCUCAGCACAUACUACGUGCCUGGCAGCCUGCUGGGUGCAGGGGAUGCUGGGCUGAGGGACGUGGACCCCAUCGACGCGCUGGAUGUGGCAAAGCUCUUGUGCGUCGUUCCGCCCCGAGCUGGCAGGAAUUUCUCCCUGGGAAGCAAACCUCGAAACUAACAUGAUGUGCUUUGGUGUCAGUAGCCGCCUUCUGAGCUACUCAACGAGGAAAGCACCUGAUCCUCCCUGGCUCCUAGAUCCAGACCACCUUCCUCCAGGUGUGGGAGCCUUGCCUUAUCACCCCAAUCAGGUCUGCAUGCCAGGGUGCCUCUUUUAGUUAAAGUCAGUCACCUCCCCAGAAGGGCCACACUCCAGGAGGAAAGUUGAGAGCCAUUUGAGGUAGUCCCGUCACCUGUUUUCCUUGAUGGACCUGGAAGUUGUUGACAAGGGGAAAGAUCUUUCUUGCCAAUAAAAAGAAGGGAUCUUGUUGGGUGCCAUGGCUCACACCUGUAAUCUCAACACUUUGGGAGGCCAAGGCAAGGGGAUCGCUUGAGCCCAGGAGUCUAGGACCAGCCUGGACAACAUGGUGAGACCUCGUCUCUACAAAAAAUGCAAAAAUUAGCCAGAUGUGGUGGCGUGUCCCUGUGGUCCCAGCUACUCAGGAGGCUGAGGUGGGAGGAGGAUUUGAGCCUGGGAGGUCAAGGCUGCAGUGAGUCAUGAUUCACAGCACUGCACUGCAGCCUGGGUGGCAAAGCAAGACCCUGUGUGAAAUAAAAAGGAGGUAUAUCAACUGUUGUAUCCUCGGACAGACUCCUGACAUGGCUUCCAUCAGGAGUUUCCUCCAUAAACUAUUAUUUUCAGAAUAAUAAUAAAACAAGAAUUAUGAAUAGCAUUACUUUCCAGUGAACAUUAUUAUAUUGCUAGAGAGGAGAAUAAUCUUGGGCCGUGGGCAUUUGGAAAAAGUGAAUUUCCUGGACUUACCUCAUGUAAAUAGCCCUACUGCAGAGCUGUGUGUUAGUGACAGUGCAGUCAGGGGUGUUCCCACAGCUGUCACAGCAUGGCCCAGCAGCGUUGUAGCCAGAUCCUAACAUGCCAACAUCACCUCUUGCCAUUUAGCCCCUGGUGAGAAAUUGGGAACUCCCAGGCAGUGCCCAGUGCAUCCAGGGAAGAUGGGCACAACAUCAAGAUAGAUGUGUCUGGAGGCUCCCCUUCACUGAUUGGGGCUGGGCAAGGCCACCCUGGGCUGGUGAGGCUGCCCUGCAGGGCUUCUCACUAUGUAGCACCAGUCACCAGCCCAGGUCACAGAAGAAGCCCCUCCCAGCAUCCACUGGAGGCAGAGAGCUGAAGCCCAGGGAGACGGGCUCCAUGGUGGUCCCACAUGGAGGUGUUGUACAAACCCUGGAAAAGGUGGCUCUCCCUGUCCCCUGUCCCGACACUCUUCAGAGAUAGGAAGACAGAGUUAAUCUUGAAUGAAUGUUAUUUCUACUCAGUCCUAAGCAAGAAUAAGCUGCCCUCUUGGUGAUAAUACUUUACGUUUGUAUGGAGUGCUAUCAUUUAUGAAAUUCUUUCAGUAUGCUUUUUAAAUUAUGCUGGGAAAAUAACCACAGUUCAGAAAAUGUGGACUUAUGAAAAAUAAAAUCCCCAUAAUUCUUAAUAAAACUGCAUUUUGCACUUUGAUACAUUAC